Molecule: messenger RNA, 878 nt
Organism: Spodoptera litura
Lineage: Eukaryota; Metazoa; Arthropoda; Insecta; Lepidoptera; Noctuidae
Biological process (GO): protein lipoylation; glycine decarboxylation via glycine cleavage system
Cellular component (GO): cytoplasm; glycine cleavage complex; mitochondrion
Source: RefSeq, a predicted model, not a curated record
UGAUAACACUAGUGCUCUGCGCACGCGCCGGUCCACACUGCUGCACGACGCGCCGACCUGCGCGUACGACACUACGACACUUCUCCUCCACGACUUAGUUACAGUGAACCGGCAGUAAUGGUGGUGUGCAGCGUGUUCCGCGUGACGUCACGGCUGGCCCGCAGCAGUCUCGGCGCGCAGUGCUGCGCCCGCGCACUAUACAGCACGGAACACAAAGCUCGUUUUUACACAAAGAAACACGAGUGGGUGUCGGUGAGCGACAACAUUGGCACUGUCGGCAUCUCCAGCUACGCACAGGACGCGUUGGGUGAGGUGGUAUACGUGCAGCUGCCGGAGGUGGGUAAGCAGAUCGCGGCCGGCGACGAGUGCGGCGCCCUCGAGAGUGUCAAGGCAGCUAGCGAAGUCUACAGCCCAGUCUCUGGCACCAUAACAGAAACGAACAAAGAAGUGGAAUCUAAACCAGCGCUCAUCAACAAAUCUUGCUACGAGGAAGGCUGGCUGUUCCGCGUGAAGCUGGCGAGCCCUGAGGAGCUGCAGCAGCUGAUGGACCAGGCCGCCUACGACAAGUACCUGGAGGAGCACUGACCAGCCACCCAGCUUAGAUAUAGGACCGUAUUUAUACUGUUGUUGUAUUUCCUUGCAUUCCUCUACUCACACUAGCUGUAAGUUGUGUUCACAUAAACAAAUCAUUCAACCCUAGCUCUGGACGUGGCUACUCCUGCCACGAACUGUUCUCCAUGUCAUUGGACCGUACUUCUCAAUAAUUUGAACUGACGCCGUGAACUUCCCACAGAGGCUCUCUAUAUUCAUAGUGUGUUAUGUAAAACUAGGUAUCUUAUGCAUGUAAUGUGUUGUGAUAAUUAAAGGUUUCUUUUUGC